CCUCCAUCAGUCAUGGCUUCCUCCAGCAGUUUCCUGUCUGAAGAUCAGCUCCAGUGUGCCAUCUGUCUGGAUGUGUUCACUGAUCCAGUCACUACUCCAUGUGGACACAACUUCUGCAUGACCUGUAUUAAAGAGUGUUGGGACACCAGUUCACACUGCCAGUGUCCAGUAUGUAAGACCAGUUUUUCAAACAGACCGGAACUGCGAAUAAACAUUUUUAUCUCUGGACUGGCUUCUUCAUUCAGAAAGUCAGUUCAGGAAACGUUCAGUAGCGUUCCAGAGAAAGCCAGACAGUUUCUGGUGCUAUGUGACAUUUGCAGUAAAAAGAAACGUGAAGCUCUGAAGUCCUGUCUGAUCUGUAUGGCCUCUUACUGCAAGACUCACCUGGAACCUCAUCAGAGAGUUUCUUCUUUUAGAAGCCACAAACUAAUAGAUCCUGUAGAGAAUCUGGAGGAUAACAUCUGUCAGAAACACAAGAGACCUCUGGAAAUGUUCUGUAGAGACGACCAGGUGUGUGUCUGUCAGAUCUGCUCUGUAGACAACCACAAGUACCACAACACAGCUCCUAUCAAGGAGGAGAGUGCAAAGAAGAAGUCUAAGCUGGCCAGGAAACAAGCAGAAAAUGAGCAGAUGAUCCAGGACUGUCUGAAAAAGAUUGAUGAAAUUAAACGCUCUGUAAAAGUUAAUAAAAAAAACACAGAGAAGGAGAAAGCUGACAGCACAGAGUUCUUCAGAGCUCUCAUAUGCAGCAUUGAGAGAUACCAGGCUGAGCAGCUGAAGGUGAUGGAAGAGAAGCAGAGAGCAGCACAGUGUCAGGCUGAAGAGUUCAUUAAAGAUCUGGAGCAGGAAAUCACUGAGCUAAAGAAGAGAAACACUGAGCUGGAGAAGAUCUCCAACACUGAGGAUCAUCUCCACCUCCUACAGAUUUACUCAUCCCUGUACAGACCUCCACCCACCAACAACUGGACUGAUGUCAGUAUUCAGCCUCAUCUGGAUGUGGAGACUCUGAGGAGAGCUCUGUCUCAGCUUCAGGAAUGUGUUGAUAAAGAAAUGUCGAAAAUUGUCAGAAUGGAACUGAAGAGAAUUCAACAAUAUGCAGUGGACGUGAUUCUAGAUCCUAAUACAGCUCAUCCUUACCUGAUCCUGUCUGAUGAUGGAAAACAAGUUACUGAUGAAGACAAACGACAGAAUCUUCCUGAUAAUCCAGAGAGAUUUGAUGAAUGUGUCUGUGUGCUGGGAAAGGAGGGAUUCUCCUCAGGGAGAUUUUACUAUGAGGUUCAGGUUAAAUGGAAGACUGAGUGGGAUUUAGGAGUGACCAGAGAGUCCAGUCACAGGAAGGGGAAGAUUACAGUAAGUCCUGAUGAUGGGUUUUGGUCUGUGUGGCUAAGAAAUAAAACUGAAUAUAAGGCUCUGGAUUCUCCUCGUGUCCCCCUCUUCUUAAAACAUGCUCCUCAGAAGGUGGGGGUGUUUGUGGAUUAUGAGGAGGGUUUGGUCUCCUUCUAUGAUGUUGAGAAUGAGUCUCAUAUCUACUCAUUCACUGGUCAGUCUUUCACUGAGAAACUCUAUCCAUACUUCUGUCCCUGUUACAAUGAUGAAGGUGAAAAUUCAGCCCCACUAAUCAUCUGCCCUGUUAGUCAAGUUAAAUCCUAA
This is a messenger RNA of Trichomycterus rosablanca, 1650 nucleotides long. Its product is annotated as nuclear factor 7, ovary-like. The transcript is spliced from 6 exons. The coding region runs from base 13 to 1650 and encodes 545 amino acids. Lineage: Eukaryota; Metazoa; Chordata; Actinopteri; Siluriformes; Trichomycteridae. The record is from RefSeq and is a predicted model, not a curated record. Gene Ontology annotation, molecular function: protein binding; zinc ion binding.